This is a messenger RNA of Striga hermonthica, 510 nucleotides long. Lineage: Eukaryota; Viridiplantae; Streptophyta; Magnoliopsida; Lamiales; Orobanchaceae. The record is from the annotation of a GenBank genome assembly.
AUGUUUAUUACCAGAAAAGUUGUUCUCAGCGCCAAUCCUCGGACUUAUCAGCCUUCCAUCACAUGUUUUUUCAGUACUGUAAUUAAGGGUGGCACGACACCCGAGAAGCUAAACCCAAAAGGCGGAACCCUAAAAGGGUCCCAGGGCGGGUACGGUGUUUCCGAGCCGAAACUAAACCCGAAAGGCGGAACCCUAGAAGGGUCCCAGGGCGGGUACGGUGUUUCUGAACCCUCUACCACCAUAAACAAGGCGGUAGAGAGCCCACAUGGCGGUGGGCCACACGAUCACCGUCAAGGGAAGGAUAAUGAUGACCCUGCCGGUGACGUGGCAAGGUUUGUGGCGGAGACCACCAAGGCAGGGUUCGUCGGGGCAAUAGAGACGGGGAUGAAGCUCGGUGACAUUGCGAAACGGACGGCUGACGACAUGUGGGACUCGGCAAGGAAGACCGCUCAGGACCUCCGGGACACGGUGGCGGCCGAGGAGAAGGAAGAUCGACCACGUGGCUUUUAG